Sinocyclocheilus rhinocerous is the source of this 1020-nucleotide messenger RNA. RefSeq names its product proteasome 20S subunit beta 4 (gene psmb4). The transcript has 7 exons. Bases 39 to 818 code for a protein of 259 amino acids. The record is from RefSeq and is a predicted model, not a curated record. Gene Ontology annotation, cellular component: cytoplasm; proteasome core complex. NCBI's taxonomy places the organism in Eukaryota, Metazoa, Chordata, Actinopteri, Cypriniformes, Cyprinidae.
AGCGCAUAGCAGUAGCGUCAUUUCCGUCAAUUUUGAACAUGGAGGUGAAUGGACUGAAGCUGAAUUUCUGGGAGAACGGACCGAAACCCGGUCAGUUUUAUUCAUUCCCGGGUAACAGCAGCAGUAGUGCGGCUCCAGGAUGUGGACCCAUCAAACACACACUCAACCCCAUGGUAACGGGCACAUCAGUGCUGGGUGUGAAGUUCACUGGAGGUGUGAUCAUUGCUGCUGACAUGCUCGGCUCUUAUGGCUCCCUGGCGCGCUUCCGCAACAUCUCCCGACUCAUGAAGGUCAACAACAGCACCAUCCUGGGAGCCUCGGGAGACUAUGCUGACUACCAGUACCUUAAGCAGGUCAUUGAGCAGAUGGUGAUUGAUGAAGAGCUUCUUGGAGAUGGACACAGCUACACCCCUAAAGCCAUCCACUCCUGGCUCACGCGGGUCAUGUAUAACCGCCGCAGCAAGAUGAACCCCUUGUGGAACACAGUGGUCAUUGGUGGAUUUUACAAUGGAGAGAGCUUUCUUGGUUAUGUGGACAAGUUAGGAGUUGCAUAUGAAGCCCCAACAGUAGCAACAGGAUUUGGUGCUUAUUUGGCUCAGCCCUUGAUGAGGGAGGUGACGGAGAACAAGGUAGAAAUCACAAAGGAUGAGGCACGAGCGCUGAUAGAGCGAUGCCUGAAAGUUCUGUACUACCGUGAUGCCCGUUCCUACAACAGGCAUGAAAUCGCCAUUGUAACAGCUGAAGGAGUUGAGAUUAUAGGACCACUGUCAUCUGAAACAAACUGGGACAUUGCCCAUCUGGUCAGUGGUUUUGAAUGAGUCUUGUUCUGCUGCCCGUUUUGCCACAUCAUCUUUGGACAUGCUCUUAGCACCACCAGAUCACUAUUGUAUUGUCAAGACUACAGUUAGAAUUGUUUCUUGCUCUUUUGUUAUACAUAAAUAAACUUCAUAAAAUUGUUUGCCAUGUGCUCAUUGUUCUUCUAUAAUUGGUCAGUAAAUCAAAAAUUCAUAUGCAAGUUUU